This is a messenger RNA of Phoenix dactylifera (date palm), 559 nucleotides long. RefSeq lists its product as uncharacterized. The record is from RefSeq and is a predicted model, not a curated record. Lineage: Eukaryota; Viridiplantae; Streptophyta; Magnoliopsida; Arecales; Arecaceae.
UCGGCACCCAGUCUCUUUCCUUUCUUCCUUCUUGGCAUUAGGUUAAGAUUCUCCAGGGAGAAAGAGAAGAGAAAGAGAGAGAGAGAGAGAGAGAUGGCGGAUUGGGGUCCGGUGGUGAUAGCGACGGUGCUGUUCGUGCUGCUGUCGCCGGGGCUGCUGUUCCAGCUGCCGGGGAGAGGGAGGGUGGUGGAGUUCGGCAACUUCCAGACCAGCGGCAUCUCCAUCCUCAUCCACACCGUCAUCUACUUCGGCCUCAUCACCAUCUUCCUCAUCGCCAUCGGCGUCCACAUCUACACCGGCUAGAAAUGCAACAACAACAAUCACCACUUUCUCUAUAUUUUCCGUUCUUUUUUUUUGUUCUUGUUGUUGUGAUCUCAAAAGGAAAGUGGAUUUGGGGGAAAUAAUUACAAUCAAAAGUUCUGUUUUCUGGGCCAUGUUCAAAGUAUUCUUAUAUUGUAGAAGAAGUCGGUUAGAAACCCUUGAACGGUAGUCGGUGCUUUUUAAAUAUUAAUUUUUCUAUGUAUUUGAUUUAGAUUACAAUUCAUUUUUCUUAGCUGCA